Molecule: messenger RNA, 3483 nt
Organism: Bursaphelenchus xylophilus (pine wood nematode)
Lineage: Eukaryota; Metazoa; Nematoda; Chromadorea; Rhabditida; Aphelenchoididae
Source: the annotation of a GenBank genome assembly
AUGGAGUUUGUUAAGGAGUCCGCCAUGUCCUCAUCCCCGAUAUCAAAUAUAUGUUUGACGGAGCGCCAAAUGCAAUUGUCAAUGGAUGGCGUGGAGAGGGUUCUAAUCGGAUACGCUCUUCCCUUUGUGGUCAUCUUUGGGAUCACCGGGAACUUGUUCAAUUUGACAGUUCUGUUGACGCCAAGUAUGAGAAGCAGGUAAGCGUUUAAGUUUGUGCAAAGAGGCAGGUUACUAGGUAACUUUGGGGAAUUGGAUAUGCACACAUAGUCAAAAGAUCUCCAUUGCUAAUAAAUAGAAGUAUUUUAUUUUUACUUACUUUUGGUACCAUCGUAUCUUCAUGUAAUUAAUUCCCUAACUUUUUGCGAAGGUUUUUACUCCGCAAGAUCAAUUGUUGCUAUAUACAUUAGUUCAGCUUUGGCCAGAGAAAAAUAAUGAGAACACCAAAAAAAGAACAGAGCGUUCAAGGGGAAGGGAGACCGAUCUCAGACUUUGCAAAUAGAGUAUGGAGCUAUCAACAUCUGAAGCUCAUGUUAGCAGCCACUGUAUGCUAUUAGACAAUCUUUGCAGUGGAGUAUCCUUUAUGUAAUAUGGUGCACUCUUGUAGAAUCUUACAAGUUAGUAAAAAGUUAGUAAAAUAGCCCAAAAGUUCCUGAGGGCUACUAUUGCUUCUUCCAUGGUCCUAGUUUUGACCAAAUCUCUAUUUCAGAUCAAAUAUCUUUCUGGCAGCGCUGGCCGUCGCAGAUAUGCUGUUCCUCUUCUUAAUGUUCCCACAUUCUCUUGUACAUUUCGACUUAUUUCUGUUCAAUUAUUACUUCCGCUUAUUCUACCUGUCGGGUACAACGUAUCUCCUGACUUUGGCUAAUUGGGCCUCAGCAGCAGCUAUAUGGUAAGUCAUCAAAAACUGGCGGAUUUAAGACGAUAUUUUAGGCUGAUUCUUACAAUCUGCGUAGAGCGGCUGAUUGGUAUUCGAUAUCCGCUGAGUACGAGGAAACGGAGUAAUUGCAGUAUUCCAGCUAUCAUUGCUGUUAUUGUAUUCGUGACAGGAGUGCUGACCGCAUACAAUUUGUUUUCUCACGAAUGUGUUUUGAGGGUGUUUUGUAACGACACUCAGGUGCAUGGGUAUUGUUUGGAGAUUGCGAAAGAGCUGUAAGUGAGGGGAGAAUGAAUAAUCGAGCGGAAAUCUGGGAAAUUAAUAACAAAAAAUUUGUUAAAUACAGAGGUUUUAAAACUCACGUGGACAAGCGAAUUGUCAUCGUUAGUUGUAAUGCCGUACGAAUUAAUCCAAGUCCAGAGUGUAAAAUAUCACUCUUCGUCUUUUUCAAGUUUUUCAUAGGCCUGCUGAGUACCUCUGGCUACUUGAUUGACAACUAGAUUUUAAUGAAACUUGGCAUAAAAUAAGAUUAAAAAAUUUUGCGUGAAACCCGAGCUCAAACUUUACAUAAACCGAUAUUUUAACUCCAAGCAUUGGUGAAAUUCGAAAUUUCCUUUUUGUGUCUAUGUAUGAAAAUUUUAGCAUGAUUUUUGUUGAGUAUAACAAUAUAAUAUUUCUGGUUCAAGCCAUAGAGUCAAAUGGCCUUUACUUUGAAACUUCACUGGUUUUCAUUUGUUGUAAAAUUAUGUUUUAAUUUCUAAUAAAAAAUCGGAAAUUUUUUUUGAUUCACCCUAAUAUCAACAAAUUGAAUAUCAGAGCGUCGCACUACAAAUAUUUUCUGUUGUCAAUCAAAAAGUUCAUGAUCUAAACCCCUGAUUUUAAUAAAACACAAAUAUUUUUUAAAUGUUGACUCCAUUUUUUCAGCUGGCCAAAGAACCGGCAGAAUCCCCAUUCAGUUCUCCGGAAAGCCUAUGCGUUGUGGUCGCCCCGCUUCAACGCCGUCUUUGUUGUGUUCUUGCCAACGUUGGUUAUCGUAAUGUCGAACGCAUUGCUUAUUCAAACGCUUCAUAAACGGUAAGUCGGACAUGAACACAUCAUGUGUUCUCUUGGCUUCAACAACGCGGCUUUCUCUGGAGAAACAUGGACGUAUAAUCCGAUUUGUAGUAAUUUCAUAAUACCCAACAUGAGACAAGUAAUAGGAAUAUAUUAUACAGUGUAUUAGGACCGAGAGUAUUAUUUUGCAGGAGGAAAUUUCUUCAAGAUUCCACGCGGAAUCACAGCGAAGAAGGACAAACAUUGGCGGCGGCCGGAAACAACGCCGGAACAAACUGUCAAUCGCGCAACGAACAGCGGAUUACGCUGACAAUCUGCGCAAUUGUGACAUGCUUCACGUUAACUCAGGUAUGUUUUUGAGGAUACUUUCAGGAAAACUUGCUACAACCUUAAUGAUUGGUCAACUAAAUGUCUAUUUAUAAUUUUAGGCACCUUCCGCGUUCUAUCAUCUGCUCAAAAUUACAUUGGAACCAAGCCAUGGGAGACUUCCUAUUGUAAGUCCAAAGAUAAUAUGUAUUAAAGAUUAUGGAUUUGCAAUUUUUUGAAUUCUUAAAAAUGCUGUCCCAAUUUAAAAUUACACUUUUUUCGGGAGUUCAAGCUUUUGGUGUUCACUUUGUUUUGUUUACAUUUCUAUGCGAAAAAACAUUAGAUCUCUGCUAAAAAAUAGGCUGAAAUUCAAAAAUAUUUACCUUUUCAUAUACAGUGAGGGACCGGAUCCAAUGGCAAAAAACGUCUCACUUUGCAUCCAGGAAGGGACCAAACUGACUCCAAAACCCUCCCUUCUCUUAGCUAAAAAACUCCGCUUUGAAAAGCGGGCCCUUUCCUUCAAUAAGAGAGCGCUAGCUCCCAUUCCUUCCAACAAUAUUCGCAAUCAAAAAGCGCGCGCUUUUUUCUUUUCUCGGAUUCUCCUUCUCCGGAAAAAAAACAAAAAAAUUCGGCAAAUACAGAAGGCCAAAGGAAAGAGAGAAGCGCAAAAGGCGCGCGCUUUUUGAUUGCGAAUAUUGUUGGAAGGAAUGGGAGCUAGCGCUCUGUUAUUGAAGGAAAGGGCGCGCUUUUCAAAGCGGAGUUUUUUAGCUUAGAGAAGGGAAGGAUUUGGAGUCAGUUUGGUCCCUUCCGGGAUGCAAAAUGAGACGUUUUUUGCCAUUGGAUCAGGUCCCUCACUGUACAUGUGCUUUUUGUGUACUCUACAAAAAAUUAUGUACAAAAUAUCCCAGCGAGAACCUUCAACAUUUGGGAGUGCUUAUCAGUUUCCUCAAAGGCUGAUAGAACACGCUAAGAGUGAAAAUUUUAUCACUAACCUUUUCAGGGAACGAUCACCAACUUUAUGGUCUGCGUUGGGAAGUCGCUCAACUUCCUGCUUUUCUGCAUGAGCAGCAGCUCCUUCCGCAACAAGUUCAUGAAGCUGACCAAGAACCGGCUGAACGUCGCCAUGGGCAAAAAGUAAGUCCACAGUUCGCGUUACCAACUCCGACUAUCGUAGUAAUGUCGUAAUCUACCCUACUAUUGUUCUCAGGUUGUUACCCUCGAAAACAAGCAAAGCGCAAUAUCUUGACAUAUGA